GUUUUCUUAACAGAUGUGGCCAUAAGUUGUCCAUUUGGUGGGGAAAACAAACAGGGACUGGUGCUCAUCUAUAAUGGACAUGCUGGAGGACUCAGGGAAAAGCCCUCUCAGGUGAUCGCUGGUCAGUGGGCUUCUGCCACACCAUCAGCUCUACCUGCCAGUUUUGGUUACUCCCUUCGUGGAGGCAAAGACCUGGAUAAUAAUGGCUACCCAGAUCUUAUUGUUGGUGCAUUUGGUGCAGACACUGCCGUUCUUUACAGGUCUCGUCCUAUUGUGAACACCAGCGCUACCUUGACUGUCUAUCCAACUAUGAUUAAUCCAGAGGAGAAGGUUUGCACCAUAAGCCGUGGAAACGAAACUCUGCAAGUGUCCUGUGUCAACUUGAGCUUCUGCCUCUCAGCCAAUGGGAAGCACCUACCAAAUCAUCUCGAGUUUAAUGUUGAAGUUCAGCUGGACCGGCUGAAACAGCAGCAGAAGGGGGCCGUACGGAGAGCUUUGUUUUUAGACACCCAGCUUCCCGCUCUGCAGAGGACUCUGACUGUGCCAAAUGGAGACAGAGUCUGCAGUGACACCAAGAUCUUCUUGCGGGAUGAGAAGGACUUCAGGGAUAAGCUGUCGCCUAUAUUUGUUGCUUUCAACUUCAGCCUAAACCCUCAAGCCGCGGCAGACAGAUACGACCUGCGACCCAUCCUCAACUACCAGACAGCAGAGCUCAUCGAACAGAAAGCCCAGAUUUUAUUGGACUGCGGAGAGGACAACAUCUGCGUCCCUGACCUGAAACUCUCUGUGCACGGGGACAGGAAGGAAGUGUACAUGGGCGAUGACAACUCUCUGACCCUGACUUUUAACGCGAAGAAUGACGGAGGCGGAGCUUACGAAGCAGAGCUGUAUGUGGUCUUGCCACCAGAGGCCGACUACAGUGGAAUAGCCCGCAAUAACGAGAGCCUGACCCAACUGACCUGCAGUUAUGAGACGGAAAAUCAGACCCGUUACCUCAGCUGUGACCUGGGCAACCCCAUGAAAUCAGGCACAAGCUUAUGGGCUGGACUGAGAUUUACAGUACCACGUCUGAAGGACACACACAAAUUUGUGCAAUUUGACCUGCAGAUCCGUAGUAAGAAUGAGAAUAACUCCCAGAGUGAAGUCGUCCCCUAUAAGUUGGAGGUGGUGGUCCAGUCAGAUGUUAUUCUGCAGGGUGUCUCCCGACCAGACAAGGUCUUCUUUCCCCCACCGAACUGGAAGUUGACCAAGAAUGUUAUGGUUGAACAGGAUGUCGGACCCUCCGUCCAGCACACUUACGAGCUGGUGAACAACGGGCCGAGCCGCAUCAGUCACACUUUACUGGAGCUCAAAUGCCCCAUGAGGCUUCAAAGUAACAAGUUAAUUUACCCGCUGGAGGUUACGACGGAGGGCCCCGUUAACUGCACCACCCACAACAUAGUCAACCCCUUGAACCUCAAGCUCCAGCAGUCUUCUACCGAUCAGCCUCCUUUAAGAGACGCGGCCCACGAACACCACAUUGAGAAGAGGGAAACGCACAAGGGCGAGCUGUCUCAGCUGACCAAUCUGGUGAGAUUUCUUCAAACUGUAGGUUAUGAUAAAAAGACAAAACCCAGUCUCCAAGUGAGUGAAGCAUUUGUUCAGUGCUUACAUAGGGACAACGUUGUCUGAAAUUGAACCUCAUGAUUUGAAACACCCUGCAUAGACAGUAUCUCAAAUAUUAUGUUUGUGCGAAGUUUGCUCAUGAAAGCUAAUAGAAAAACCCUCCUAAAACAUCUUAAACCACCAUGGUCUUAAUUGUCUCAUUAGAUUGGUCAGGCUGAUCUGUUGGAUGGUUUCAGAGGGGUUUUGGACACUUUUCAGCUGGCCAUUCUGGGAGACCAUCUUAAGACAGUUAAGACCAGCAAACCAUCUUAGGUUGGUUUCAGGUCAGAAGGAAACUCUAAUGUGCAAAAGCAUGCAUAAAUGUGACCCUGGUCCACAAAGUGCCAAUUUUUCGAAAUUGAGAUUUAUGCAUCAUCUGAAAUUUGGAAUUUGAGGGUGCAAAAAAACCCCUAAAUACUCAGGACCUUUAAAUCUGUCCAAAUGAAGUUCUUAACAAUACUAAUUUAGGUUUUAAUGUA
Molecule: messenger RNA, 2123 nt
Organism: Puntigrus tetrazona (Sumatra barb)
Lineage: Eukaryota; Metazoa; Chordata; Actinopteri; Cypriniformes; Cyprinidae
Product: integrin alpha-5-like
Exons: 14
Biological process (GO): integrin-mediated signaling pathway; cell adhesion mediated by integrin; cell-cell adhesion
Cellular component (GO): external side of plasma membrane; integrin complex
Molecular function (GO): integrin binding
Source: RefSeq, a predicted model, not a curated record